This is a messenger RNA of Episyrphus balteatus (marmalade hoverfly), 1308 nucleotides long. RefSeq lists its product as uncharacterized. NCBI's taxonomy places the organism in Eukaryota, Metazoa, Arthropoda, Insecta, Diptera, Syrphidae. The transcript is spliced from 3 exons. The record is from RefSeq and is a predicted model, not a curated record. Bases 89 to 1228 code for a protein of 379 amino acids.
CAGUCUACUGAUAACCAAAUGAAAAUAUUCCUAACGUUUUGUUUACGCGGGGAAUUCAAUUGGUCCAGUAGCUAGAAGCGCUAGAGAAAUGUCUGCAGAAAAUCAAAUAAUUCCAACUGAAGCUCUUCGUGAAAAAAUUCGUAAAUAUUCCAAAAAUAUACGUGACAUCAAAAGAAAUUGUGAAAAUGAUUCACUUCGUUUUGGUUUGGGUGAAAUCCAAUCCAAAAUAAUCGAAUUAGAAAACCUCACAGAGAAAGAUGUCCAAGGAUUGGCUAAUCGCAUCAAGAGACGUAAACAUGCUUCAGCUGAAGACAUGUAUCGGCUCAGUCAUGCAUUUUUACAAGGCAUUGGAAAUAUUCGUGCAUUUUCAAUGAUUCCGGGAGCCAUUCAAACAUUGGUCAAGGAACUCACAGGUACUAAUGCCGAACAACAAUUCCAUGCUUGCGAAACUUUAUGUAAUCUCUCGUUGGGGGAGGCUCCAGUUUGUGAGAAAAUCGCUUCAAUGGCUGGAAGCUAUUUGGUCACUUAUCUUGACUGCACAGAGGAGAGAUUAAAGCGAACGUGUCUUUGGACAUUGACCAACAUAAUGGCCACUGGGGGAAAAGGCGCUUUGGUCUUAAUCUCUAUGGAAAUUGUUCCCAAGCUGGUGACAAUAUAUCUUCAGGAAGACAAUGAAGAUGAUUAUCGGGAAGAUGCUGCUGUUGCUCUAGACGUUAUCACUUCCGAUGAGAAUAUAAAAUUGCGACCUUCCGAUUUGGAAUGUCUUUUACUUAAAUUUCACACAAAGAAUCCAACAUCUCCGGGUGCUGAAUACCAUCUGCGGAUCAUAUUCAACUCUGGAAUCAUAGUUCCCGGUGUUAUUCUGACUGAGGAGCAGGUUAACUAUUUGAUGAACUUUUCUGUGGCCAAUUUGAGUCAAACAGAGAAUUUCGAAGGAAUCCCAAAUAGAAUGAGAAUUCUUUAUGCCAUAAGAUUGUUGGCUAAUUUACUAGCUCUUGAUUCGGCAUGUUUUAAUAUAUUAAUUGAUAAAUGCACCAUAUGGAAUACAAAUCUCGUAAAAUUACUUAAUCGUUUGUUUGAAAUAAAAAAUAAACAAUUAAGUGUUGAGGUAUUGUGGUUAGUUAAGAAUAUUGUUGCUUGUCAGAGUAAUAGUUUUCCAGCAUCGUAUUUUUUCGAGAAUCUACAUAUACCAGGGGAUAGUUUGCCGCCGGUGACAACGGUUUCUUAAUUAAUUAAGUUUUAUUACUAAGUUUUUUAAUUGUAAAUAAAUAAUUUUUGAAAUAUCUUGUUACUAAAAUUCGAAUCGAA